AUAGACAACAUUUUAGCGAUCAGUCAGCCACCAACCGACAGACCGUGCACAACCGAUUCUCGUUCAUUUUGACGCUAAUUGGCUUUUCGUUUUUCAGACAAUCGCUUGAAAAAUGAUCAACUCGAAUUAUUUGAGAAUUCUCAUCCUUGUGGGGCUUUCGUUGUUUAAUGCCGCCCUUUGCUUCGAAGCAGAAGAUCUAUUCGUCCCACUUGAAGCAGAGCCGUCGGUGCUUUCCGAAGCCAAUUUGAAUGAGAAUGAUGCUGAUUUUUGGCGAAAAAAUGCACAAAAUUUCCUGAAAGAAGUCCUCGAAGAUCCGGAAAAGAAGCUGAAGCCGAAAAAAGCGAAAAAUAUCAUAUUGUUUUUAGGAGAUGGUAUGUCUUUGACCACAGUUGCGGCCGCCAGAAUGUAUUUAGGCAAUGAAAGAAACAGUUUGUCCUUUGAAAAAUUCGCUCAUUUCGGUUUGUCAAAGACUUAUUGUGUCGAUAAACAAGUGGCCGAUUCAGCUUGCUCAGCGACUGCAUAUUUGUGCGGGGUAAAGGCAAACUAUGGUACAAUGGGUAUAAGUGCAAAGGUGCCGUUGAAUGAUUGCAAAGGUCAAAAUGAUCCCAGCAAACAAACCGUUUCCAUUGCCAAAUGGGCACAAGAUCAAUGCAAAGAAACCGGUUUCGUUACAACCAGCAAGGUCACAGAUGCUUCGCCCGGUGGACUCUACGCACACAUCGCAAAUCGUUAUUGGCAAAAUGAUAAAGAUGUGCGUAAAAAUGGAUGUGAUCCGUCCGAAACAAUUGACAUUGCACGACAAUUGGUCGAAAAUGAAGUGAGUAAAAAAUUUAAAAUUGUUUUGGCCGGUGGACGCGAAGAGUUCCGCGAUUCAUCAGUACUGGAUGAGGAGAAGAAACCCGGUAAACGUGGUGAUAAUCGUGAUUUGAUCAAAGAAUGGGUGGAAUGUCGGAACAAACAAGGAAAUGCCACGUUUGUUCACGAUAAGCGAGGGCUCGACACCAUUAGAAACGACACAGAUUAUGUGCUUGGGUUGUUCAAUCAUGGACAUUUUCCGUACAAUCUCCAAAUUGUUGAGCAAAAACUGGCGAAACCAACACUUAGCGAAAUGACCGAAGCGGCCAUCAAACAUUUGCAGCGACAAAACAACGAAAAUGGUUUCUUUUUAUUCGUCGAAGGUGCACUUAUUGACAAGGCCCAUCACGACAAUUAUGCGCGCUUCGCACUCGAUGAAACUCGUGAAUUUUCCAAAGCUAUUGAACUGGCCAGAAAUAUGACGAGUGUAGAUGACACUUUGAUUGUGGUGACAGCCGAUCAUAGCCACACGAUGACAUACAAUGGUUACUCGAAACGUGGCGGUGAUAUUCUUGGAUUGAACACAGCCAUCGGUCUAGAUGGACUACCGUACACAAGUUUGAGCUACGCCAACGGCAUGGGAUAUUAUCACACGUACAAUGAAAAUGGCUCCCGGAUCGAUUUGUCAAUUUACAAUUAUUCCAAUCCAUUCCAUCGAUAUCCAGCCACAAUUCCCUUGUUGUCGGAAACGCACGGCGCUGAAGACGUCGGUAUUUAUGCAUCGGGACCAGAAUCGCAUUUGUUUAUUGGAAACUAUGAACAGUCGUACAUUCCUCUGCUGAUGGCACAUGCCGCUCAAAUUGGCCCAUUUGCCACAGACGAUGGCAAAUGUCCCGCUUCAACGUCGAAAACUAUUUUACCAAAUAUUUCAUUGUUAUUCCUUCUGAUUUUGUCGACGUUUAUCAAGUCAUAGUUCAUGAAAUUUUAAUGUGUUUUAUCGCAUUGUUUAAGCUGAGUCUGUAAAAUUUUCACAGAUUUCCUACUAAGUUACCUGUUGUUACAGUUUAUAUGAAAUUGUGAACUUCACACUAUGAAGGACUCCAGAAUUAAUUGAGUAAUUGGAAUGCUUAAAGGUUUUUUUUUUGUAAGAUUUUCAAUUGUAUUAUUUUUUGCUUAUACGUCAUUUAGACUUUGGAGUUCCUGUAGUAUAUCAUUGAUGAGCAUUUUAAACGAUGUGAUUGAUUUUUUUUUGACAAUUUCAUCUUUCAUCAGCAAACCGACUAGAAAGAUUAUGUGUCAGAAAAUGAACUUUGUAUUUGUUAGUAAAAGAAGAAGAAGAAGAAAAUCUAAAAAUAAUCCAAUAAUCAGGAAUAAAUAAAAUAAAAUCAAAUAAGACACAAAAUCACGCAA
Molecule: messenger RNA, 2205 nt
Organism: Sitodiplosis mosellana (orange wheat blossom midge)
Lineage: Eukaryota; Metazoa; Arthropoda; Insecta; Diptera; Cecidomyiidae
Product: membrane-bound alkaline phosphatase-like
Exons: 5
Coding region: 113-1768 (551 amino acids)
Biological process (GO): dephosphorylation
Molecular function (GO): alkaline phosphatase activity
Source: RefSeq, a predicted model, not a curated record